Messenger RNA from Tricharina praecox, 1116 nucleotides. RefSeq names its product Fumarylacetoacetase-like protein. The coding region runs from base 192 to 1061 and encodes 289 amino acids. Gene Ontology annotation, molecular function: catalytic activity. Lineage: Eukaryota; Fungi; Ascomycota; Pezizomycetes; Pezizales; Pyronemataceae. The record is from RefSeq and is a predicted model, not a curated record. The transcript is spliced from 2 exons.
AUCCGAUAUUCCAAUGUUGCGCUUUCCGUUGUUCGUUACGGACGGAACCGCUGGUUACAAAUUUUCCAUUAACCGAGAAGCUUCUUUCUCCAACCGACGUACCCCCGCCGGAGUGACGAAUGUAGCUCUUAAGCCCCCUCCAGUGUCCACGCACACACCUUCGCACCUCUCCCACAUCUCAAUCAACAACAAUGACGACCUUCCAGCGCCUAAUCCGUUUCCUUUCGACUGACGGGCAGAUCUACAACGGCGAAGCCCUGCUCUCCCGCGGCAUCAGCGAUCUGAGCAAAGCUACGCGUGCUAAGAUCAUCACCGGUGAUAUCUUUGGCGCCCAUGAAGUCACCGAUCGCAUCGUGAGCGUCGAAUACCUGCUCACGCCGCUGCCCGUCGAGAAGGUCCGCACCGUAAGGUGCUUGGGAUUGAACUACGCGAACCAUGCGAAGGAGAGCGGAAUGGCACUGCCGAAGUCGCCGGUUUUGUUUUACAAACCCGCGACUUCCCUCGCCUCGCCGAACGCAGAUAUCUCCAUCCCUCGCGUAGCGCAAUCUCCCGGACUGGACUAUGAAGUCGAGCUGGUGAUCGUCAUCGGCAAGGCGUGCCGUGAUGUUCCGGAGAAAGAUGCGUACAAGUACAUCCUUGGGUACAGUGUUGGCAACGACAUGUCGCAUCGGCCUCUGCAGCUCGGACCAGGACAGUGGUCGCUCGGAAAGGGAUUCGAUACGUGGGCGCCUUUUGGCCCCGGUAUCAUUAGCACCUCGGUUAUCAAGGACCCGCAGUCGCUGAAGAUUGCGACGAGGGUCAAUGGUGAGACCAGGCAGAACAGCUCUACCGCGGAUCAGAUCUUCAAGGUCGCAGAGACUGUGGCGAAGUUGAGUGCGGGGACUACGUUGUUGCCUGGUGAUAUUAUUUUCACUGGUACGCCGGAGGGUGUGGCAAUGGGAGGGAAGAAGGGAGAGGAGAGGUGGUUGAAGGAUGGGGAUGUGGUGGAGGUUGAGCUCGAGGGUGUGGGUGUGUGUAGGAACAAGGUGGUGUUUGAAGGCGUGGGUGAGCCGAAGUUGUAGAGCUGUAGAUGUUUGUAUCAUACAUAUAAUCCGAGACGUCGCCAUAUAUCCGGAA